ACGUGCGGAAAGAUUUCGAAUUUACAUUUUGUAGAAACUCAAAAUGACUCUCUGUAAAGUUUUAAUUGAAAUGGUGUUCUUCAAUUGGAAGGUAGAAUUAACGGGAUGUGCACACAUGGAGUAGUUAUGGAGAACCGAAUCUCAUGGCUACCGAGAAACACAUUGCGUACUUUAAAGGAUUCAGACAGUCAGCUGCCGUCGUUUUCGUCUCGUCGGCCCUAUUUGAGGGUUCUGUACUAGCGCAGGAUCGUCCCGAGGUGCAGCCUAGAGUUCAGAGCACAUCUCAGCCACGGGCAGAGCUCUACGGUGGAACCACUAACUCGCCUAGUGCAGGCAGAAGUACGGCCACUUAUGGCCCUCCUCGGCCGUAUGAGUACAGUUACCAAUUGGAUGAUACAAAUGGAUCAUACGGACACACGGAGAAACGUGACGAGGGUGGUCGCGUUGAAGGAGAGUACUCAAUCAACCUCGGCGAUGGCCGAGUUCGUGUUGUGAGAUACGUGGCGGAUGAGAACGGAUAUCGCGCGGACGUGUCGACGGAUGAACUUGGAACUGAGUCGAAGAACCCCAACGACGUCUAUAUCGGGUCGACCGCUAUCUCUGGAAACGACGCUGCGCUCAAGUAUGGACCGUUUGCCCCACCGCAUGUAGAGGAACCGGUUCUCAUACCUGAGCGACCUCAGAUUCGAACAAUUGGUAGUCAGGUGGCUCUGCCGACGUAUGGCACAUUCGCUGGCGCCCAGAACCGUGAGCCUACUCGGGUUUAGGUCAUCCUAGCAAUCUACUUUUCCGUUCAUACGCCAAAUUUCAUCAUGCGGAGGCUGAACGCUUUAUGGCUCAUUGUGCAUACCUAUGUCCGAUAUCUGUCCUAAUCACUACAUUACUUUGUACUUUAGGUCACUCGGUUUAUGCCGGGGUAAUUCGUUGAUUGUAAAUAAAGUUCCCAUAAAAGGGCUUUGCUUAUUGAUUUGUAGGGUAAUCAAAUUUUCAGAGUUAUUGGCAUUAGCCAAAAAUAACGUUAUUAAAGGCAACGAACGAUUUGUAUUUUGAACCUUUUAUUGUAUAUGGUCAUGAUAUUCUUCCAUAGUUUCUUGACACGGGACAUAUGCGCUCAUUAAGACCUAAAGAAAGCUAACAAGUAAAGGUUAGUCGAACGGUAAAUCGUACCGUAGAGGGCAAUCGCUAGGGGCUGUGAUAGUCUCGAACCUGUAUUGAUUCCUUUACCGGUCGUUAAUUAAGUCGUCCUUUAAAAUGAAUGUUGUUUUUCUAUCCUUUUUUUUUUGGACAUCCUAUUUAUGUAAGAGUGAUCAAAGAUAAGAUCGGCGAAGUGUGUUUAAGCUUCGAUACGCCAUAGCACUUAAGUUCGACAAUGAUGAUUUUAGCGAAAUUUCUAUGUAAAUUUUAUGUACAAGUAGUCACAACCAGUUAAAAGGGGAUUUUUCGAAAUAUGAUUUUGCUCAUUUUAAGCGACAUGAAAGUAAAGGGGAAAUUUUCCAAUAAUUGAACUGCUCGUACAAUAUUUGCUAUACAACUUUUUAGAAAGAACGAAAAUGUAAAGUACA
This is a messenger RNA of Varroa destructor (honeybee mite), 1562 nucleotides long. RefSeq lists its product as uncharacterized. The record is from RefSeq and is a predicted model, not a curated record. NCBI's taxonomy places the organism in Eukaryota, Metazoa, Arthropoda, Arachnida, Mesostigmata, Varroidae. Gene Ontology annotation, cellular component: extracellular matrix.